Molecule: messenger RNA, 4212 nt
Organism: Delphinapterus leucas (beluga whale)
Lineage: Eukaryota; Metazoa; Chordata; Mammalia; Artiodactyla; Monodontidae
Source: RefSeq, a predicted model, not a curated record
AAGGGCGAGGAGGGACGGGGCUUGGGCUGGGGGCUGGCAGGGACCUGGGUGGUAAGGGAGGCGUUAGAGCUGCCCCCGGGAGGGUCUCCAAGGCUCCUGGGAGUACGCGGCAAAGGGCUGGGCGCUGGGACAGUCCAGGACCGAAGGAGGGUGGACGGUUAGAGGGCAGUAGGGUGCCCAGGGAGGGGUUUAGGCCGUGAGAACAGAGGUGGUUAAGUUACCGUAAAGAGAAACUCUAGUUAUUCCUGGAGAGUUAGGCCAAUGAGAGGGGUCUUGGUGUGAAAAGAUAUCAGGAAAUGGAUGUGCCUAGAGGGGAGAUUUAGAGCUGAGGGAGAGGUCCCGGCGUGAAGAAUGGGGUUACAUUAAUGUGAAGAGUUAAACCGCUGUGGGGGGGGCGCGUUGGGUACCCUUGGAAUGGGUUGAGAGGGAUCUCUGUGCAAAGAAGGGUUAUGUUUUAUGUUAUGUUAUGUGAAACUGGCGUCUGGGUAUCCCUAGAAUAACUUGAAGAGGAAUGGUCUUUCUGAAAAGUACUAGGAAUUAGGUCAAGGUGAAGAGUAGGAAUUGGGGAUCCCUGGAGGGGGUUAGGGUGGUGAGAGAGAUCUGUGUGUUAAGCUGGGGAGGUCUGGGUAGCCACAGGGUAGUAGGAUGGUCAGAGGGCCCUGGGUGUGAGGAAGAGGGGUCUGGCUAUCUUAUCAGGGUUAGGGUGGUGGUUGGAGGGGUUUUGCCUAAGAGGGGGUUUCACGGUAUUCUUAAUGAGAUUUGGACAGUGGGAGGGGUAUGUGGGAAAGGAGUUUAAGCCAUUAUGAAGUAUAGUCUGUACAUCCUUGGAUUGUAAUAGGGUAUGUGUGGGAUCUUUUUGUGGAAAAGAGGAAUUUUGAUAUGAAGAGGGGGUCUGAGCAUCCCUGGAAUGGGUUAGGGUGGGGUUGGGUCUUUUUGCAAAUAAGAGGGGUUUAGGUUGAUACGAAGAAUGGUAUCUGGGCAUCCCUAGAAUGGGUUGGGGCGGGGAGGAAAGGGGUCUUUUUGCAAAGAAGAAAAGGUUAGGCUAAUAAUGUGAGGUGGGGGGAGUCUGUCCCAAGAAUGGGUUAGGGUGGGAGGGGUCUUUUUUGCAAAGAAGAAUAUGUGAAGAGAGGUUCUGGGAAUCGCUGAAUGGUCUAGGGUGGUUGUCUAUAAAGAAGGAGGGUUUAAAUCAGUAUGAAGAGGGGGUCUGGGUACCCCAGAGAGAAUUGUAGAUGAUGUCUCAGUGCACAGAAGAGCCCAGGGUCUUGCCGCCGUCAUGACUGAGGAGUCAGAGGAAACAGUCCUAUACAUUGAGCACCGCUAUGUCUGCUCUGAGUGCAACCAGCUGUAUGGAUCCCUGGAGGAGGUGCUCAUGCAUCAGAACUCCCACGUGCCCCAGCAGCACUUUGAGCUGGUGGGUGUGGCCGACCCUGGAGUCACUGUGGCCACAGAGGCAGCUUCUGGCACGGGCCUCUAUCAGACCCUAGUGCAGGAGAGCCAGUACCAGUGCCUGGAGUGUGGGCAGCUGCUGAUGUCGCCCAGCCAGCUUCUGGAACACCAGGAGCUGCACCUGAAGAUGGUGGCGCCCCAGGAGGCAGCGCCAGCUGAGCCACCACCCAAGGCGCCCCCCCUGAGCGCCAGUACCAUCCACUAUGAGUGUGUGGAUUGCAAGGCUCUCUUCGCCAGCCAGGAGCUCUGGCUGAACCACCGGCAGACGCACCUCAGGGCCACUCCCACCAAGCCUCCGGCUCCAGUUGUCCUGGGGUCCCCAGUUGUCCUGGGGUCCCCCGUGGGCCAGGCCCGCGUGGCUGUGGAGCACUCAUACCGCAAGGCGGAAGAGGGUGGGGAAGGGGCAGCUGUCCCCUCUGCCGCUGCCACCACCGAAGUGGUGACUGAGGUGGAGCUGCUCCUCUACAAGUGUUCUGAGUGCUCGCAGCUCUUCCAGCUGCCAGGCGACUUCCUGGAGCAUCAGGCCACCCACUUCCCGGCUCCCGCCCCAGAGUCUGAGGAGCCUGCCUUGCAGCAGGAGACUCUGACCCCAUCACCUGCAGAGGUGCCUGUGUCUCAGCCUGACCCCCUGCCAUCCUCUGACCACAGUUAUGAGCUGCGCAACGGUGAAGCCAUUGGACGCGAUCGCCGGGGGCGCAGGGCACGGAGGAACAACAGUGGAGAGCCAGGCGGGGCAGCCACCCAGGAGCUCUUCUGCUCAGCCUGUGACCAGCUCUUUCUCUCACCUCACCAGCUGCAGCAGCACCUGCGGAGUCACCGGGAGGGUGUCUUUAAGUGCCCCCUGUGCAGUCGUGUCUUCCCCAGCCCUUCCAGUCUGGACCAGCACCUCGGAGACCACAGCAGCGAGUCUCAUUUCCUGUGUGUGGACUGUGGCCUGGCCUUUGGUACAGAGGCCCUCCUCCUGGCCCACCGGCGAGCCCACACCCCAAAUCCUCUGCAUUCGUGUCCAUGUGGAAAGACCUUUGUCAACCUCACCAAGUUCCUUUAUCACCGGCGUACCCAUGGGGUUGGGGGUGUCCCUCUGCCCACAACACCAGUCCCACCGGAGGAGCCUGUCAUUGGCGUCCCUGAGCCAGCCCCAGCAGAGACUGGAGAGCCAGAGGCCCCGGAGCCCCCCGCUGCUGAGGAGAGCCCAGCAGGGCCUGCUGCCCCAGGCACCUACCGCUGCCUCCUGUGCAGCCGUGAAUUCGGCAAGGCGUUGCAACUGACACGGCACCAGCGUUUUGUGCACCGGCUGGAACGGCGCCAUAAGUGUAGCAUCUGCGGCAAGAUGUUCAAGAAGAAGUCUCACGUGCGUAACCACCUGCGCACACACACAGGUGAACGGCCCUUCCCCUGCCCAGACUGCUCCAAGCCCUUCAACUCACCCGCCAACCUGGCCCGCCACCGGCUCACACACACAGGGGAGCGGCCCUACCGGUGUGGGGACUGCGGCAAGGCUUUCACACAGAGCUCCACCCUGAGGCAGCACCGCCUGGUGCAUGCCCAGCACUUCCCCUACCGCUGCCAGGAGUGCGGAGUGCGUUUUCACCGCCCCUACCGCCUGCUCAUGCACCGCUACCACCACACGGGCGAGUACCCCUACAAGUGUCGCGAGUGCCCCCGCUCCUUCUUGCUGCGACGGCUGCUGGAGGUUCACCAGCUUGUGGCCCAUGCCGGGCGCCAGCCCCACCGCUGCUCGUCCUGUGGUGCUGCCUUCCCUUCCUCGCUGCGGCUGCAUGAGCACCGCUGUGCAGCUGCCGCUGCCCAGGCCCCGCGGCGCUUCGAGUGUGGCACCUGUGGCAAGAAAGUGGGCUCAGCUGCUCGGCUGCAGGCCCACGAGGCAGCCCACGCAGCUGCUGGGCCUGGGGAGGUCCUGGCUAAGGAGCCUCCAGCCCCUCGGGCCCCACGGGCUGCUCGCACACCAGUGGCCUCCCCAACGACCCUUGGAGGCAUGGCACCUGCAGCCCCUGCGGCCCCUGCCCGACGCCGUGGCCUGGAGUGCAGCGAGUGCAAGAAGCUGUUCAGCACGGAAACGUCACUGCAGGUACACCGGCGCAUCCACACAGGCGAGCGGCCAUACCCGUGUCCAGACUGUGGCAAGGCCUUCCGUCAGAGUACCCACCUGAAGGACCACCGCCGCCUGCACACAGGUGAGCGGCCGUUCGCCUGUGAAGUGUGUGGUAAAGCCUUUGCCAUCUCCAUGCGCCUGGCAGAACAUCGCCGCAUUCACACGGGUGAGCGGCCCUACUCCUGCCCCGAUUGUGGCAAGAGCUACCGCUCCUUCUCCAACCUAUGGAAGCACCGCAAGACCCACCAGCAGCAGCAUCAGGCAGCUGUGCGGCAGCAGCUGGCAGAGGCAGAGGCUGCGGUCGGCCUGGCUGUGAUGGAGACUGCAGUGGAAGCCCUGCCCCUGGUGGAGGCCAUUGAGAUCUACCCUCUGGCUGAGGCUGAGGGGGUCCAGAUCAGUGGCUGACCCUGCCUCAUGUCCCUCUUCAGCACCACCAUGCCCUCUUGCUGAAGAACUUUCUCUACCAUCCCCUUAAGUCUCUGUACAUACUGUGCCCCUUUUCCACCCCUCUCAACUGCCAUGUAAGUUCUGUAACUGGAUUUAUUCUUCUGAGGGGGGUGCUCUAGGGUCCUUGACGUGGAUAAGGUGCCCCCGCCCACACACACACCUGUUGGCCCCAAGGUGAAAUGGUCAAUAAAGACUGAGUUGGACAUUUA